CAGGCCCUUGUUGUCAGCACGGGGACUUGAGAUUAGUAAACUACAAAGGUGAAGUUUCUUAAAGACUGAAAGUAGAGCACAACAGACUUUUGUGCCAAGCUCCUAGUUUUACAGGUCUUCAUUUCUGACACAACCCGUGGUUCUAGGAAGUAUAAAUAAAUUAGUGGUUCUUUAACCACUGAGAUAAUCCAUUUCUAAAUUGUGAAAUUAAACCACAGUUAAUAAAUAAAUGCUUUUUACACUUUGUACAGCUUGUGUGCUUUGUGUGUGAGCCAGUUGUCAUUGUAAACAUCAGACCCCUCUGAGUGUCUGCCCAUCUAUCUCUGUGUGUGUGCGUGUGUGUGUGUGUGUGUGUGUGUGUCAUCUGUUGAUGACCUCACUUCUAUGGGAUUAGUGACCACAUGACAACACUGGGUUGGACGCCUAGUGAGCCUUUCAUUUGGCUUCACUUGCAGAGGCGGUGUGUGUGUGCCGUCCCACAGUUCACUGAGAGCUGGAGAUUUCUAAACUUAAUUUCUGUGGAUCUGUAAAUGAAGUCUAAAUCGGACAGACUGGGAGCUCAGUUGUGAUGGCGCAAGACAUCACCAAUUUAUCUGGAGAGGACUAUUUUGAGGGGAAAUCACCCUGUUGUUCAGACACAGAAGCUUUGAGUCAAGGAGACAAAGAAUAUGAUGAUAUUUUGGAGCUUAAUCAGUUUGAUGGACUGCCUUAUUCUUCCAGGUUUUACAAAUUGCUGAGAGAAAGGAAAGCUCUGCCAGUGUGGAAAGCAAAGUGUGAAUUCAUGGACACUUUGGCCAAAGGACAGUUUGUCAUUGUCAGUGGCUCUGCUAAAACUGGGAGAAGUUCUCAAAUUCCCCAGUGGUGUGCUGAAUUCUGCCUGUCAGUCCAGUUCCAGCAUGGCAUGGUGGUUUGCACCCAGAUUCACGCACAGCAGGCUGUAGAUCUCUCCUUAAGAGUGGCUGAUGAGAUGGAUGUUAACAUUGGCCAUGAGGUCGGUUACAGUGUCCCUUUGGAAACAUGCUGCACUAAUGAUACAGUCCUCAGGUACUGCACAGAUGACAUGCUCCUGAGAGAGAUGAUGUCAGACCCUUUGCUUGAGCACUAUGGUGCGAUAGUCGUGGACCAGGCUCACCAGAGGACCGUAGCCACGGAUGUACUGCAGGGUUUACUGAAGGACAUCGCCCUGCAGAGGCCAGAGCUCCGCGUGGUCCUCCUCACAGCCGUCGAACCCGACCCCAAGCAGCUGGCCCACUUUACCGGGUCAGCGGUGCCUCUGAUCCGCCUGGAGGGUGCGGGCAUGGGGGAUGUAGUGUACAGCAGCACAGGUGACAGCUACUUCUGCUCUGCCGUCCGUCUGGUGCUGGAGAUCCACCACUCAGAAGAGGAAGGAGAUGUGGUUGUGUUUUUGGUGACAAAUCAGGAGAUAGAUCUGGCCCAUGACAUCCUGUGUAAUGAGGGACAUAGCUUACCCCCUGAUCUGGGUAAGCUCCUGCCCGUUGCUGUGCACCCUGGCCAGCCUGGGAAUCCACCAAUCCUGGGGGAGGAGGAGACAGGCCAGGCCCGCAGAGUAUUCCUCACAUCCAGUCCAAACGAGGACUUCUUCUGGGCUGUUAGCUCAGUGCGCUUUGUCAUUGAUGCCGGGCUUGAGAAAAGAUCUGUUUACAACCCCAGAAUCAGAACAAACUCAGUUGUCAUUCAGCCUAUCAGCAGCGGUCAGGCCAAGAGUCGGAAACAGCUGGCAGAUCCAAAAGGCAAGUGUUUUUGUCUGUACCCAGAGGACAGACAGCUUCCCGGUGAGAAACGCCCACACAUCGUGGAGUCUGACAUCACUUCCACUGUGCUCUUCUUGAAGAGGAUGGAGAUCGCUGGACUGGGCCACUGUGACUUCAUCGACAGGCCAGAUCCUGGAGGCCUAAUGCAGGCCUUGGAGGAGCUAGACUACCUGGCAGCUCUGGAUAAUGACGGCAACCUGUCUGAGAUGGGCAUUAUCAUGUCCGAGUUCCCUUUGGAGCCCCAAAUGGCCAAGACUCUGCUCGCCUCCUGUGAGUUUGACUGUGUCAGCGAAGUGCUCAUCAUUGCUGCCAUGCUAACAGCACCAACUUGCUUCAUGAUUCCCUCUGUGGACCUGAAGCCAGAGGCAACCCAGUGCCACAUGAAGUUCCAGCACCCGGAGGGAGACCAUUUCACCCUUAUCAAUGUCUACAAGGCCUUUAAACAGUGGCAGCAGGAUCCAUACUGUAAUGUGGAGAAGUGGUGUCAGGACCUCUACCUGAACCACGCUGCUUUGCUCAUGGCUGACGCUCUUCGCACUGAGCUCACUGACACUCUGAAGAGAAUUGAGCUGCCCAUCUCAGAUCCUGCCUUUGGUUCCCGAAGCAACACCCUCAACAUUAAGAGAGCCCUGCUGGCAGGUUUCUUCAUGCAGGUGGCGCGGGAUGUGGAUGGAUCAGGGAACUAUUUCAUUCUGACCCACAAGCAUGUGGCGCAGAUCCAUCCUCUGUCUGGCUACGGGGCAAAGAGCCCCAAGCUGGGCCUGCCGGAGUGGGUGCUGUUCCAUGAGCACUCCUUCUCUGAGGACAACUGCCUCCGCACAGUAACCCACAUAACGCCGGAGGAGUUCAUUCAGAUGGCACCGCUGUAUUAUUUCUACAAUCUACCGCCUAGUGAGAGCAAAGACAUCCUCCAAAACAUUUUGAACCAUGGAGCUUCUCAGUACCAAGAGCAGAAACCUCCAACCUUCCAAGAGGAGCCCCAGGAGAACCAGACUUAUGAUCGCUGUAUUAUACAGUGACUAACUGUUCCCAGUGGUGGUGGGAAAAUUACCAGUAGGACUUGCACUGUACUGUACAAGAGCACGUUGUCUGGAUAGCUAUAUAAUUGAUCAUAUAAUUUAAUUUCCUUUCAUCUGUGCCAGUCAUUCCUCAUUUUUGUCACAAUAUCAUGUCUUGUAUUUAUCUUUAGUUACAAAGUGCACCAUUAUAUAAAACAAUAAGUGCUGUU
Micropterus salmoides (largemouth bass) is the source of this 3000-nucleotide messenger RNA. RefSeq names its product DEAH (Asp-Glu-Ala-His) box polypeptide 32b (gene dhx32b). The coding region runs from base 569 to 2791 and encodes 740 amino acids. Gene Ontology annotation, cellular component: intracellular anatomical structure; spliceosomal complex. The transcript is spliced from 12 exons. Gene Ontology annotation, molecular function: RNA binding. The record is from RefSeq and is a predicted model, not a curated record. NCBI's taxonomy places the organism in Eukaryota, Metazoa, Chordata, Actinopteri, Centrarchiformes, Centrarchidae.